This is a messenger RNA of Homalodisca vitripennis (glassy-winged sharpshooter), 351 nucleotides long. RefSeq lists its product as uncharacterized. Lineage: Eukaryota; Metazoa; Arthropoda; Insecta; Hemiptera; Cicadellidae. The transcript is spliced from 2 exons. The record is from RefSeq and is a predicted model, not a curated record. The coding region runs from base 15 to 344 and encodes 109 amino acids.
AACACGCUAAAAAAAUGUUCGACUUUCUAAAAAACUGUACUCCAGCACAAAUUGCGGGGGGUGUGCUGGCGGGCGGCCUCAUCGUUGGAGGCAUGGUGUACGUCCACCACAGAUACUUCAGACGUGGACCAGUCGACGACGGUGGGAGCCAGCCACCUCCAGCCACCUCAGUCAUCUUCUUCAACGAUCAUUAUCAAGCUGAAACAUCCUCAUCAUCAUCCGAGUCUGACGUCGACGUGCUGCCUGCCGUACAACACAUAGGAGAUGCAGUAGGAGUAUUAGAUAGUGAAGAUCAUCCAGACGCCUCAACUACGGCAGUGGCAGGCAGCAUCGAAAGGCUGUGAAGAGACG